AUGGAGAAUUCUGGGAAGCGAUUCAAGGGCUCCGGCCUAGCUCCGCCAUUCGAUAAGGGAGGUGACGGCACAGAUAAGCAGCGGCGUCCCCGCAGCAGCUGGGCCCUCCGCGCCCUGGUUGCCCUUGUGUUGUUGGUGCUGCUGUUGGUUGCGUACCAAGCCGCGGACCGGCGCCGCCUGUCGGCCCUCGUGCACUGGGUGGACUCCCACCGCACGAAAGGCGCCGUGGCCCUGAUCGCGAUCCAGAUCACCUUCACCAUCUGCCUGAUCCCUACGGGAGUGCUGGCCGUGGCCGCGGGCGCGCUCUUUGGCUUUGGGCGCGGCAUGAUGCUGGUGUGGUCGGCCUGCGUCGUGGGGGAGACCCUGGCCUUCGCCCUGGGCCGCCACCUGUUCCGCGCCUACAUAGAGCGCGUCUCAGCGGCCUGGCCCACCUGGGUGGCGAUGGAGGCAGCGCUGCGCGAGGACGGGUGGAAGCUGGUGCUGCUGCUGCGCUGCUGCCCCGCGUCGCCCUUCACGCUGCUCAACUACGCCCUGGGCUCCACCAGCCUGCCCUUCUCCCACUUCUUCUGGCCCUCGGUGUUUGGCAUCGCCCCCGGGAUUGCGCUCUACGUGUGGGGCGGCAACCUGCUCAAGGACCUGUCGGACGUGGCCAACGCAGAGGGCGCCAUCGCCAGCGCCACGCCGCCGCAGGCGCGCAUCGCGUUUGCGGUGAUAUCUGGCCUGACGGCGGUGCUGGUGCUGGUGGGGUCGGCGGUCUACACGAAGCGCGCGCUGACAAAGCGGCUGGCGCGGGUGGAGGGCGGCGGCGUGGACGGCGAUGCAGAGCUGGGCCGCCAGGGCAGCGACGACUGCCGCAAGCCGCUGCUGUGCGCGGCCGAUGCGCGGCCGGGCAUGGCACAGCGCGGCCCGGGCGCGGGCCGCGUGCGGUAUGUGGCGACACCCCCGCCCCAGGUGCCGGCGCCGGCGACCCCGCCGCAGCAGGCGUCCCAGCAGCAGCAGCAACCGGAGCAGCUGUUGCAGCAGCUCUCGCAGCAACAGCAGCAGCUCGCGCAGCAGCUGUCGCAACAGCAGCAGCUCGCGCAGCAGCAUCUGCAACAGCAGGUGCACAUGUCAAUGCAGCAGCGCAACCAUUCGGCGCCGGCCACGAUGCAUCAGCGGCCCGCUUCGCAGCCGCACGUGCCAAGUUUGAUCAGCAGCAUUGUGUGA
This is a messenger RNA of Monoraphidium neglectum, 1206 nucleotides long. Its product is annotated as TVP38/TMEM64 family membrane protein. Gene Ontology annotation, cellular component: membrane. Bases 1 to 1206 code for a protein of 401 amino acids. The record is from RefSeq and is a predicted model, not a curated record. The transcript is spliced from 6 exons. Lineage: Eukaryota; Viridiplantae; Chlorophyta; Chlorophyceae; Sphaeropleales; Selenastraceae.